Messenger RNA from Sorex fumeus (smoky shrew), 1531 nucleotides. RefSeq names its product C-type lectin domain family 2 member D11-like. Lineage: Eukaryota; Metazoa; Chordata; Mammalia; Eulipotyphla; Soricidae. The record is from RefSeq and is a predicted model, not a curated record. Gene Ontology annotation, cellular component: external side of plasma membrane. The transcript is spliced from 6 exons. Bases 161 to 802 code for a protein of 213 amino acids.
CGCCAUCUUACACACAGCAAUGAGCGCCACAGCACCAUAACGAGAGUAUCAUAUGCCUGUACCAGGGUUACAGCCUAGUUAGACAAAGAACCUGAUAUUCAGCACCUUCAUUCAAGUUCCUGCCUAGCAUAAUCCAGCUUCUGUCAACAAAGAGGAGAUAAUGGAUGUGGAAGACUCACCUGAAGAAGUGCAGGAACAUAGUGACUGUCUGGAAUAUCUUAACUGCUUGUGUAUCAGCAGAAUGGAACAAUGUGGUACACAUAAACAAGAAAAAUAUAGAACAACUCGAAGUUCUGAAACUCUUCACAGACAUGCUUUCUGCAUCUUCAGUAUUUUGAUCAUGGUUAUAUAUAUAGUUAUACUUUCUGUUACUUUGACAGGAAGAAAGGAAAAAACAAUCUCAAAAGUGCAUGUGCAUUCCGCCUGCCCACCAAUGUGGAUUGGAUUUGGAAACAAGUGCUUUUAUUUUUCUGAAGAAGCAGGAAACUGGACCUUCAGCCAAACUUUCUGUGACUCAUUGGAAGCUAAUCUUGUUCAGAUUGACACCGAAGACGAACUGAAAUUUCUGAGAAGAUACAACGGCCCUGAUGACCAUUGGAUAGGCCUUAGCAGAGAAUCACCAAGUCACUCUUGGAAAUGGACAAAUUCUGCUGAAGACAACAUUGUAUUUAAUGUCAGUGGAACUGGGGAAUACGCCUUCUUGAAUGACAAAGGCCAGAGCAGUGGCAGGAUUUACUUAGAGAGAAAAUGGAUUUGCAGCAAGCCCAUUGUCUCCAUUUGUCAAAUUGCUUCAAACUCCUAAGAAGAAAAGCUGCAUUGUGCUUGUUAUCUACAGUUGCUGAAUAUUGUUCUGAAAUUGUUGACCUAAACUUGUUUGCUAAAACUAGACAAAAUAUUUUUAAUAACCCAUGAGAAAAAUCUAAGUGAUUUUGCAAUUUAAAAUAUGUUGAUAUACUGAGAGUUCUUUUGUUGUCUGAUACACGUGUAAGGAGAUACUGAAGCAGCAUUGUUGUUUUCUGCAUUUUAAAGAAUUCUCCUUGAUUACAAAAUAAUUUUUACACUUUAGCAUUUUUACUUUGAGAAUACAUACAAAGUAUCGCCAUUCUUGGGCUGAAGAGCUACUUGGAGCAGUAGAGCACAUGCCUAGAAUGCUUGAGGCCCUGAGUGUGAUGCCCUCCCCCUCCGACACCCACAGCUCAGCCCUGAUGGUCUUCAGUACAGCUGAUGAUCCCUUGGCUCAGCCCCACAUCAAGUUGUGAGACCCAAUUUCAGGGCUGAGAGUAAUUCGGAGUGUCUACCAAACUUCCCGAGAACUGUUCUGGGCAGCCCUUAUAAUAAUAUAUAACUAAAUAAUUAAAAUAUUAGAAAUAAAUCAUCUAUCAUGUUUGAUUUACAAUUCCACUUUUACAACAGAUUGAAGUGGUGAAACUCUUUUCGACAAUUGGUAUCCAAGCAGACAUGUUUGUAUGCUUCUGGGUUUAUAAACAGUAAUGCUUUGAAUUUUAGAUUGUUCAGGUACACUGUACUGAUG